AUGAAGCUAACUGUGCUAAGACGCUAUAUGAGUAGUGUAACUGCAGUACCAAGGGUGAAAGAUUUCGUCGACUUAUGUAUUGUUGGAGCUGGACCAGCUGGGUUAACAGCAGCAAUCAGAUUCAAACAACUGGAUAAAGAUAACAAAUACCGUGUUGUGGUGCUUGAGAAAGCAGGAGAUCUGGGAUCUCACACUUUGUCAGGUAUGAUCUUGGAGCCUCGUGCAAUGAUGGAACUAUUCCCAAAUUUCAAACAAAAUUGUCUUGAUAAUAAGAAAGAUAAUGGAGUAAUUUUAGAUCCCGUUAAUAAGGACCAAUUUAAGUUAUUGACUCCGACAGGAUCAAUACCUUUACCAUUAACGCCAGGGUUGACCAAUACAGGGAAAAACUAUGUCGGGUCAUUGAGUACUGUGGUGAGAUGGCUUGGUGAAAAGGCAGAAGAGCUUGGAGUUGAACUCUAUACUGGCGUAAGUGUAUCCGAUAUUAUAUAUAACAAGAACAAAGAUGGUGUAAUUGGUGUAGCUACAAAAGACCUAGGAAUUGAUAAGAAUGGGAAACCAAAGGAUUCAUUCGAAAGAGGAUUAGAAUUCCAUUCUAAGCAAAUUGUAUUAGCAGAAGGUUGUCAUGGUUCUGUAACAAAACAAAUCUUACAGAAAUUUAAUCUACGAGAAGGAAGAGGCAACCAAUCCUAUGGGUUAGGUCUUAAGGAAGUAUGGGAAGUCAAACCUGAGAAUUUUCAAAAGGGAAUGGUAGCACAUACAAUGGGUUAUCCAUUAUCUAAGGAUCUAUACGGUGGUGGAUUUCAAUAUCAUUUUGGAGAUAAUCUUGUCAGUGUUGGUUUAGUUGUUGGUCUAGACUAUGAAAACCCAUAUGUCUCCCCUUACCAAGAAUUUCAAAAACUAAAACAUCAUCCCUUUUAUGCCAAAGUCCUAAAGGAUGGUAAAUGUAUUGCAUAUGGUGCUCGUGCACUAAAUGAAGGUGGCAUUCAAGCUAUCCCGAAAUUAAAUUUCCCAGGUGGUGUGAUAAUCGGUGCAUCUGCAGGUUUCAUGAAUGUACCAAAGAUUAAAGGUACUCAUACUGCUAUGAAGAGUGCAAUGCUAGCAGCUCAGAGCUGUUACGACGAAAUCAGUAAAUUACCUUCAUUUGAAAGUAUCGUUGAAGAGAAAGGUGAAGAAAAUGUAGAUAUUUCAGAGGAACCUUUAAUAAACAUUGAGUCAUACGAGAACUCAUUAAAGAAAUCUUGGGUAUAUGAUGAAUUGCAUGAAGUUCGUAAUAUCAGACCAUCCUUCAAUACAAAAGCUGGGUUAUUUGGUGGUAUGAUGUAUUCCGGUAUUGACACUCUACUGUUAAAGGGUAAAGCUCCUUGGACUUUCAAAUUUGGUAAGAGUGAUUCUAGCAUGACCAAACCAGCCAAAGCGUUUAAACCCAAGAAUUAUCCGAAGCCAGAUGGUGUAUUAUCUUUUGAUAUAUUAACUUCCAUAUCAAGGACAGGUACUUAUCAUGACGAUAAUGAACAAUGCCAUUUACGUAUUGGUAAAGAUCAAGAUCUAGAGAAAUUUACCGAGGAGUCCUAUCCUAUUUAUAAAGGUAUCGAGGAGAGAUUUUGUCCUGCAGGUGUCUACGAGUUCGUUAAGGACGAAUCAUCAAAAUAUGGUGUAAAAUUUAAAAUCAACUCACAGAAUUGUAUUCAUUGUAAAACUUGUGAUAUCAAGUCCCCAACACAAGAAAUCAAUUGGACCGUCCCUGAAGGUAGUGAUGGACCAAAAUAUACCAUAACUUAG
Molecule: messenger RNA, 1779 nt
Organism: Maudiozyma saulgeensis
Lineage: Eukaryota; Fungi; Ascomycota; Saccharomycetes; Saccharomycetales; Saccharomycetaceae
Source: the annotation of a GenBank genome assembly